This is a messenger RNA of Aspergillus melleus, 1188 nucleotides long. RefSeq lists its product as uncharacterized. Bases 1 to 1188 code for a protein of 395 amino acids. Lineage: Eukaryota; Fungi; Ascomycota; Eurotiomycetes; Eurotiales; Aspergillaceae. The record is from RefSeq and is a predicted model, not a curated record. The transcript has 2 exons. Gene Ontology annotation, cellular component: mitochondrion.
AUGGAGAAAGCACACGGGAUCCAGUUAUACGAACGAUGGGGCGAGAUGGCAGAGAUUGAGAAAUUGGAACUUAUCAAGCAAUUGACUCAGCUUGAGCGUCAGUUCUCGAAGAUUCAGUUCCCGGCGUAUGGGGGGUUGUAUUUGAGGGGUGAUGCGAGCGGUUUCAAACAUCACGGCCUUGAUGAUAGUCUGGAUGGACAGGGUCUGUUCUGUGUUGGUCCUUCGCCUGAGGCGUCUUUUUAUGAUCUUGAUGGGGCUGAUGGGGUAGCUGGUGAGGAUGGGGGAGUGGAUAGUGGGCCUUGGACGAGACUAUCAGACUUCGGAAUCUCAUUUGUCAAAAGACAAUUCUCUCUCCUUGCAAAGCAAACCCCAGACAACCAAUCACUCAUCUAUCCCGGGGACCCAGAAGAACAAGCCCGCCUCUUAGAAGCCACAACAGCCCUCAUGCGCAUGCUAGACUCGCACCCCAUCCUAUCCCAAUUCUCCCAGCCAACACUAUGGCACACAGACCUCCACAUGGGAAACAUCUUCAUCUCACCCUCCAACAACUCCCUCAUCACAUCUCUAAUCGACAUCCAAUCUCUCUCCAUCCGCCCCCUCUUCCUGCAAACCAGAUGGCCUAUAUUCCUCCUCCCUCCUCGAAAUUAUCCCCAAGGAUUUAUCCAACCAACCCUCCCACGAAACUUCAACAACCUAGAUCCAGACGAUAAAACCCUCGCUCUACACCAAUGGAACCUCUCCAAAAUGGCAAAAGCGUAUGAAGUCUCCACAUUUCUCGAAAACAGACCCGCGUAUCACGCCAUGAACGUCCCGCGUGUCUUUCGAGAAUUGUUCAUUCGCGCUGGAGAGGUAUCUUCCGUUGGAAUUGUUCCGCUACGGGAGUGUCUGGUUGAGAUAUUUCAGAAUUGGAAUGGUCUCGGUAUGACAGGCAAUUGUCCUUAUGGGUUUAGCCAGGAGGAGAUUAGAUCUCAUGGGGAGCAGUUUGAGAGGUCUCCGGAAUGGAGCGAGGUUCACCAACUCGCGAUGGAAGCGCUGGAUACUGAUGCGGAGGGGUGGAUAUCGCCGCAUGUGGACUUUGAGCUGAAGAAGAGGCAGAAUAGGGAGUUGAGGGAGAUGUAUAUUGAGCGAAUGGUAGGGGAAAAGUCACAGGAAGAAGUCAGACGAAUGUGGCCGUUUCCUGAAUGGUAG